Messenger RNA from Gongylonema pulchrum, 495 nucleotides. The record is from the annotation of a GenBank genome assembly. NCBI's taxonomy places the organism in Eukaryota, Metazoa, Nematoda, Chromadorea, Rhabditida, Gongylonematidae.
AUGACGCGUUGGGAGCGACUGGUAAAAGCAGCGAAAUGGGCAGUGACUGUGACAGAGAAGGCGAUGAACAGGAGCAUGCUCGAAAUUUGUAUUCGCGACAGCAUAGAGACAUCACGACGCAACGAGCCUUUGGAGCAGAAGGCCGCCGAACGGCUGUUCGCAGUCGGCGAAUACGAGAAGCUGGUGGAAGAAUUUGUGGAAACACUCAAGAAGAAGCAUCCUACAGACCACUCAGAUAUGAAUAAAAUGAAUAUGUAUAAACCAAAACCAGACGAUGGACCGGGGCCAGAUCGAAAUUUAUCCCCAGAUGACGCUGUUAUAAGGGAGCGCGAUCAACUUUUGGAAGAAGUUAAUUCUCUUGAAACGAGCUACUGUGAACUGUUCAAGCGCUACGAGAAAUUGCGACUGGCUAGCAUCGAAAUUAAGCAGGUUUUCUAUUUUCUAAACUUCUUGGCUUUGUGUGUGUCUUAUGUAUUUUUUUUUUUUUUGCGUUAA